CCGAUUUGCCCCGUGUCUGGCCGGGACUGAAAGGUUUCCGCCUGGAUCGCGGCCCCCCCGCCUCGCUCAGGCCGCCCUCUGCGCGCGGGUGGAAAAACCGGGCUUCGCGACUGUGUGGCCUUGAGCCACUGUGUGCCGGUUCUAGGCCUCGGGAAACGGAAUGGACGUGACCGGCGCCUGGUAGGCCGUUCCGAGUUCUCAGGCGCUCCCCGUUUAAUUCAUAAUGUGGAUUUAUUGUGGCUUUCUCCCUGAUACCUGGUCACGCUGUGCACAUUUCUGAAUUCUAGAAUUCUGUCGUAUUAGCAACUUGGAUUAAUUAGAAGAAAGUUCGUGGCACCAGCAAAUGGAAAUCUAGGACGAAGUAAAUCCAAGCAGUUGUUUGAUUACUUAAUUGUCAUUGAUUUUGAGUCAACGUGUUGGAAUGAUGGGAAACACCACCAGAGCCAAGAAAUAAUUGAAUUUCCAGCAGUAUUGCUGAACACAUCAACUGGAGAGAUUGAAUCUGAGUUCCAUGCUUAUGUUCAGCCUCAAGAACAUCCAGUUCUUUCUGAAUUUUGCAUGGAACUGACAGGCAUAAAACAGGCUCAAGUUGAUGAAGGAGUCCCUCUGAGAAUUUGCUUAUCUCAGUUCUGUAAAUGGAUUCAGAAGAUUCAGCAACAGAAGAAAAUUAUUUUUGCUACUGGGAUUUCAGAUCUGUCUAAUUCUGAAGUAAAAUUAUGUGCAUUUGUUACUUGGUCAGACUGGGACUUGGGGGUUUGCCUGGAGUAUGAGUGUAAAAGAAAACAGCUGUUAAAACCUGUGUUCUUGAAUUCUUGGAUUGAUCUCAGAGUAACUUACAAGAUUUUCUAUAGAAGAAAACCAAAAGGACUAAGUGGUGCCCUACAGGAAGUAGGAAUAGAAUUCUUAGGACAAGAACAUUCUGGAUUGGAUGAUUCUCGGAACACUGCCAUGCUUGCUUGGAAAAUGAUCAGGGAUGGUUGCUUAAUGAAAAUUACAAGGUCUUUAAACAAGGUUCCCACUAAGAAGAAUUCCAGAAUUUUGGCCAGAAAUUUGAAUACGAAUCAAGUUGAAGAAACAUCAGCCUGCAACAGUAACAUUCAGGGUCUGAGCAUAUAUGAUAGGGAGCCUAAAAAUGCAGUAAGUUCUCAUGGAAAAGUUCAAAUGAGGCCAGUUGUUAUGAAUUCUCCUGUAAAGGUACAGCAAGAUCAGUUCCAACUAAAGAACAACGUAAACACAGGUCUUCACAAUGGCAAAAGCAACUUAUCUCUUUUUAAUACAAAGUCCUCUAAUUCUCUAAAGCAGUUGCCAUCUUCCAGCUUGAAUAUACCUAUGCAGAAGGACAUAAGAAACAAACACCUUGCAUUUAAUACCAAAUCUAAGUCUUCAACGAUUGGUUCAGAAUUGGUACUUGUUUCAACUACCAUUUCAUCUGUUAAUCAUGUUUCUGAUACGGAAAUGAGUUCUGCUCUUGAUUGUUUACCUAUGUUGGCCGAUUGGGAGGAUAUAGCUUUACUGCCAGCAUCUCAGCCUGAGCAAAAUAUAGAUUGUAUACCUCCCAUUGGUGACUCAAACUUAGACACUUCAUUUAAUUCUAUAGAAAGAUUAAUGGUUUUAAAAGAAGGCAUAGAAGAAGGUCCUCAAAAAUCUGGGACCUCUAAGUCUGUUGUAUAUAAGAGUCCACAUACUACUAUUUAUCAUGUGAAAGAAGCUAAAGAUCCAGGUUCAGAUGUUUCUGACUUUAAAUUACCUGAACGCAAAUCAAGUAGCUUCUACAGUGUUAAUGCCAGUGUGUCUCAUCCUUCAGUUUUGGAGAAAUACCCCCUUCUUUUAGGUGGUCCUAAGAGGAAUGUAUCCAGGCCCCCGGCUUUCCCACCAGCAAAAAAACAGACCCUCACUGUUCAUGAAGAAAAACCUACAUCAUCUGAUGGCUCCCCAGUGAGAAGUUGUUCCUGGAAGGUCCUCCCUUCUAUCUUAGCUUCUACAGUUAAUCUACAAGAGCCUUGGAAGAGUGGGAAAAUGACACCUCCUUUAUGCAAGUGUGGCCGAAGAUCUAAGAGACUUGUUGUUACUAAUAAUGGACCAAACCAUGGAAAAGUCUUCUAUUGUUGCCCAGUUGGGAAAUACCAAGAAAACAGAAAAUGUUGUGGUUAUUUCAAAUGGGAACAAGCACUUCAAAAGGAGAGAGCCAACAGCAGAGUUCUGUCUCAUUCCCCAGGAGGACUCACUCUUAGUUCUGCAGAAAUAAGCCGUAGUUGUGACAGAAAUAUAAAUUUUUGUGCUAAAAAUUCAUUGAGACUCAGACCUUCAAUGAGGAGUUGAUAAACUUUCUCUACAUCCAAACUAUUCUUUUACUUUGAUGUGACCUUUUGUGUAAUAAAAAGAAAACAAGUGUGUAGUGCUAUAAGUUAUGGAAACUUAGCAUAUCUGAGGUCUGUAGAUUGUACUGGGGCUAUUAAACACACACAAACUGUAAAUUGAGAAAAAAAUUUCACAGGCUUCUAAUUUCAUUUGUCAGUUAUCUAACAUUUGUUUUCUGUUUACAUAUGGAUCCUGAUUGUUCUUGAGUUUCCAAACAUUGUGAGUAUCUGAUAAUAGUUGUACACUGUUUUAUUUUUUUUAAUUUUUUUUUAAGAUUUAUUUAUUUAUUUAUGAUAGACAUAGAAAGAGAGAGAAACACAGGAGGAGGGAGAAGUAGGCUCCAUGCCGGGAGCCCAACGCGGGACUCGAUCCCGGGGCUCCAAGAUCGUGCCCUGGGCCAAAGGCAGGCGCUAAACCGCUGAGCCACCCAGGGAUCCUCCACUGUUUUAUUAUUAUGUCAUAUAUUAACACUUGCCAAAUGUAUCAUACUGUUUUGAAGAACCACAAUUUAUUUUUUUAAAGAUUUUAUUUAUUUGAGAGAGAGAGACAGAGCAUGAGCAGGGGGAGGAGACAGAGGGAGAAGGAGAAGCAGACUCCCCACUGAGCAGGGAGUCUGACUUGAGAACUUGAUCCCAGGACCCUGAGACCAUGACUCCAGCUGAAGGUAGACACUUAACCAACUGAGCCACCCAGCCGCCCCAAAGAACCACAAAUUAAAUAUCUUGUACACUGCAUUUAUUAGAUUAGAUAUAAGCAACAGUAGUAUAUGAUGUCCUUCUUUUAUACUUAGACCUUGGAAUAAAUUUGAGAUAUUUUAAGAUAUUUCAAUAAAAAUAUGACUAAUAAAAAUCGCUAGCCUAUUUUCAGGUAGAUACUUAUACUUUAAGAAUUAUGAUAAUCUUCUAACCAAUAUUUUUGUUUUUCUAAUAAUAAGUUGUUUAGUUAUAUUUCAAAACUUGAAGAUUUGUUCUGAUUUGUAUAUUAACAUCAGAAAUAUUAUUUAACUAGAAUUUGAAAACCAACAGGUUGGCAAUUUGGUUCAGAUACUAUAUGUCUAAAAAUUUCUCAGCAAUUGAUGGUAUUCUUUUCAUAUCAAAAUCAUGAGAACAUUGACACUAAUACAGAGGAAUUUACUGAAUAUUUUAUUUCAAAACUUACCCUCUGAUGUUAUAACCAUAAGAUGUUUUAUUUUUUUUAAAGAUUUAACUUUUUAACUAAUCUCUACACUGAAUGUGGGGCUUAAGCUUACAACCCUGAGAUCGAUUCACAUGCUCUACUGACUGAGCCAGUCAGGUGCCCCAAUCAUAAGAUAUUUUAUUUUUUUAUGAGAUACUUUAAAUCAACAAUUUACAAGUAUAUUAUCACAUUUUUAAUCACCUCUCCAGAACAUUGUGGUUUGUCUUUGUUUUAUAGAUACUGUGAUAAAUAAUAGAAUGGAUUUAAAUUGUUUCCCAUUCUUUCUUCCUCAGUUCAUUUCUCUUUAUCUUCCCACUGAUAGUCUUUGGCAGCUCUUGAAUAAAUUCUACCUGUUGGUAUCAAGGGGAAAAAAUUAGCCCAGAAGUUUUCAUCUUUAGACCAAGUCAGUAAUAUAGCAGUUUUAUUAUCUCUAAAUGAAAGAAUUAGGACACCCAUCUGGGUGGGUUUUGGUAACAACCUCGCAGGGAGAGGGGUAUUGUUGAGAUUUUGCUUGAUAUUUAGUAUUUAUUAGAAAUCCGGUAAGCCAAAUGACCCAGCAAAUUAUGUCAAGAGUUUCAUUUUAAUCUCAAAGAUUCUGAUUGUUAUCCACAUCAUUAGUUCAUUUAGCAUAUUUGGUGUAGCGUGUUUGAGGAGAAUGUUCAUUAAAAUAAAAAUAAUAAACAGCCGAAAUUUUUCAGAACAGUAAGCAGAUUGUCAUCAUAAUUAGAAUACCUACCUUUCUGGGAUAUUUGUAAGGUGCUGUAGUUUUUUUUACAUGCUCCUGAAUCUCCUUUUUCAGUUGUUCUUGGUCACAUGACUUAUAAUCAGGGGUCAAAACAAUAAAAGCCUUUACUACCUAAAAAAUA
Molecule: messenger RNA, 4400 nt
Organism: Canis lupus familiaris (dog)
Lineage: Eukaryota; Metazoa; Chordata; Mammalia; Carnivora; Canidae
Gene: ERI2
Product: ERI1 exoribonuclease family member 2
Exons: 9
Coding region: 559-2319 (586 amino acids)
Biological process (GO): exonucleolytic trimming to generate mature 3'-end of 5.8S rRNA from tricistronic rRNA transcript (SSU-rRNA, 5.8S rRNA, LSU-rRNA)
Molecular function (GO): zinc ion binding; 3'-5'-RNA exonuclease activity; nucleic acid binding
Source: RefSeq, a predicted model, not a curated record